AAAAUUUCUACCAUUAUGUCAACUGAAUCAAACCCUUCAAUUUCUGGCUCGUCAACAAGGGUUCCAUUUUUUCGACGACAAAAACCUCAAACUUCUAUUCGACAACGACAAAUUGAGAAGGAGGAUUUAAAUAAAAUUGAUGAAGAUAAUUCUAAUAAAGAAGAAAGUGAUGAUUCUUCUGCUUCAGGUGAAUCAACUGGAGCUGAGAAAAUUAGACUUAAAAUAAGUGAAAAGAGGAAAAUGCGAAAUAAUCGAAUGCAAACGAGCAUCAAAAAACGCCGAACAGAGGAUUUGGAUGAAUCCAGUGGAACUGAUUCUAAUGAAGAUUUGGUUAAAUUUGAUCAUGAUGUGAAGUUUUCAUCAAGUGGAGUAAAUCGAACAGUUCCAAAUGACAUGGGUGCAACUGCUAGAACAGAAAUAGAUACAGAUCAUACUAUGGAUGCACAAUCGCAAUUUGAACGUGUUCAAAAAAUAUUGAAAAAUAAACGAUUGGAAAUGGAAAAAAAUUUGGCUAUUGAAGAAGAAGAACGGAAGAAGUAUGGAGAAAGGGCUAAAAGACCAAGCAGACUACAAGAAGCUGGAACUUCAAAGGAACAACCAAAAAUUUACCAAGGAUUAGCACUUUAUGGGGCAAAAGAAAAAGAGGACACCGUCAAAGGAAAUGCCUCAAGUGGACUAAACAGAAUGGGACCAAUACGUGCAACACAAUAUAUGAGGGCUAGUGUCCGUUGGGAUUAUGCUCCGGAUAUUUGCAAAGAUUACAAAGAGACGGGAUAUUGCACUUUUGGAGAUUCUUGUAAAUUUAUGCACGACAGAACAGAUUAUAAACAUGGAUGGGAAAUUGAAAGAGAUUGGGAGGAAGGGAAAUUAAAAGAAUCAAAAGAUGAUGAAUUUUUGGUUAGCAGUGAAGAAAGUGAUACAGAACAGGAUAAAUUGCCUCAUAGUUGUUAUAUUUGUAGAGAAAAUUUUAAGCAGCCAGUUGUUACAAAAUGUAAACAUUAUUUUUGUGAAGUUUGUGCACUCCAACAUUAUCAAAAAUCUAAAAAAUGUGCUAUAUGUGGUGAAAAGACUGAUGGAGUUUUUAAUGUGGCUAGAGGUUGUUUUUUAAUUUAA
Molecule: messenger RNA, 1113 nt
Organism: Meloidogyne enterolobii
Lineage: Eukaryota; Metazoa; Nematoda; Chromadorea; Rhabditida; Meloidogynidae
Source: the annotation of a GenBank genome assembly